Molecule: messenger RNA, 606 nt
Organism: Ipomoea nil (Japanese morning glory)
Lineage: Eukaryota; Viridiplantae; Streptophyta; Magnoliopsida; Solanales; Convolvulaceae
Product: putative expansin-B14
Exons: 5
Coding region: 1-606 (201 amino acids)
Biological process (GO): sexual reproduction
Cellular component (GO): extracellular region
Source: RefSeq, a predicted model, not a curated record
AUGCUGAACCGGGAUGCAGAGCGAGAGCGAGCCGUUGCGGAGGCGAAAAUGUGGGGGGAGAAUUUCAGGGAGAAUAGGAGACAAAAUGGAGAAUUGGAGAGGUCUGAGAAGGAAGAUUCACCUAGGGAAACUGUAAAAAUGUUGAACAGAGAUUUGGACAGGGAAAGAGCAGUUGCAGAGGCUAAAAUGUGGGGUGAAAAUUUUCUAGAAAAGAGACCACAUAACACUCAUGCCGCUGGAUUUGCACUCGCUACUGCAACAUGGUAUGGUCCACCCAAUGGACAUGGAACUGAUGGUGGAGCUUGUGGAUUUGGAAAUGUAGGCAAUCCUCCGUACAAAUCCUUAAUAGCAGCAGGAAAUCAAGCUCUAUAUAAGAAUGACAAAGGUUGUGGGCAAUGUUAUCAGGUGAAAUGCACCUCAAAUCCAGCAUGUUCAGGAAACUCUUUGAAGAUUUAUAUAACAGAUGAAUGUCCUUCAUGCAACGGUGAGCCAAUUUGGUUUGACUUGAGUGGAACUGCUUUUGGUGCCUUAGCAAAAUCGGGUCAAGCUGAUGCCUUGCGCAAUGCCGGAAAGAUUCAAAUCUCAUACCAAAGUCUGAGAUGCUAG